AAAACGAACAGUCAAUUCUCAGCAAGCAAAAGCAAAAUCUGCCGUGAAGCAAAGAGAAAACGAAAGCGUAAGUUAAUCAUUCAAACGUACCGACAAGCUAACAUGCGCCACGAAUUUACGUCACCGUCUUCGGCGGCCGAUCGGCGGUUAAACGCUCUGAUCCGGCACCUUGCAACCGCAUCGAUCGAGUCUCGAACCGCCAUAGCAUUUUCUCCCACCUCCGGUUAUCAUGGAGACUCUGUUUUCUCUCACGUCGUUAGCGCCCCUGAAGAUCCCAUCCUCGGAGUAACUGUGGCAUACAACAAAGAUCCGAGCCCCGUUAAGUUGAAUUUAGGAGUUGGUGCUUAUCGAACCGAGGAAGGGAAGCCUCUUGUUCUUAAUGUAGUAAGAAAAGCAGAGCAAAUGUUGUUGAACGACAGAUCACGUGUUAAGGAAUAUCUUCCCAUUGUUGGAAUAGCAGAUUUUAAUAAACUAAGUGCUAAACUCAUUUUGGGUGCUGACAGCCCUACAAUUCAAGAGAAUCGAGUUACCACAGUUCAAUGUUUAUCCGGGACGGGUUCAUUGAGAGUUGGAGCUGAAUUUAUGGCUAGGCAUUAUCAUCAAAAAACCAUAUACAUUCCACAACCAACAUGGGGAAAUCACCCCAAGAUAUUUACUUUGGCAGGAUUAUCUGUGAAAACAUAUCGUUAUUAUGAUCCGACCACACGCGGAUUGAAUUUCAAGGGGUUAUUGGAGGACCUUAGUUCUGCCCCUUCUGGAUCGAUUGUGCUUCUUCAUGCUUGCGCUCAUAAUCCCACUGGUGUUGAUCCCACCCUUCAGCAAUGGGAGCAAAUAAGGCAGUUGAUGAGAUCAAAGGCAUUGUUACCUUUCUUUGACAGUGCUUAUCAGGGUUUUGCAAGCGGAAGUCUGGAUCAAGAUGCACAGUCUGUACGGAUGUUUGUCGCUGACGGUGGUGAAUGCUUUGUAGCUCAGAGUUACGCGAAGAACAUGGGCCUCUAUGGGGAACGUGUUGGUGCACUGAGUGUUGUUUGCAAGACAGCUGCCGUAGCAAGCAGGGUCGAGAGCCAGUUGAAGCUCGUUAUUCGACCAAUGUUUUCGAAUCCACCAAUUCAUGGUGCGUCCAUUGUGGCGACCAUCCUGAAGGACAGCAACAUGUUCCAUGAAUGGACCAUCGAGUUGAAGGCGAUGGCUGAUCGUAUCGUAAGCAUGCGCAAACAACUUUUCGACGCUUUGCGCACAAGAGGAACACCCGAUGACUGGAGUCAUAUCACCAAACAAAUUGGAAUGUUUACCUUCACCGGACUAAAUUCAAAGCAAGUAGAAUUUAUGACCAGAGAAUACCACAUCUACAUGACCUCCGAUGGGAGGAUUAGCAUGGCAGGUCUGAGCUCUAAGACAGUUCCUCAUCUGGCUGAUGCAAUUCAUGCUGCCGUUACUCGUAUGUCAUAGAAAUUGGGCACAGCAGAACACAGUUCAUAAUCAAUAAACGUUAGUGGGAAUCACAUCAAUGUAAUUGUUUUUUAACUUGUUAUUAUUCAAAAUUAUCUGUAGCCCUUAAACACUGGAAAGGCAGAAAUAAUGUUCAGUUCCAAUUGCUUGUAUUUUAUUGGUUGGAUCA
Molecule: messenger RNA, 1618 nt
Organism: Hibiscus syriacus
Lineage: Eukaryota; Viridiplantae; Streptophyta; Magnoliopsida; Malvales; Malvaceae
Product: aspartate aminotransferase, cytoplasmic-like
Exons: 11
Coding region: 103-1449 (448 amino acids)
Biological process (GO): biosynthetic process; amino acid metabolic process
Cellular component (GO): mitochondrion
Molecular function (GO): L-aspartate:2-oxoglutarate transaminase activity; pyridoxal phosphate binding
Source: RefSeq, a predicted model, not a curated record